CCGAUUAAUGUAAUCUGUAGACUGUAUAAAUUCAUCAUAUUGCAAAACCUUUAAAUGGAAUUAAGUUCUUUAAAUCCAUUCAUUUAAAUUCUUUACUUCGACGUGUGGUGUACAGUCCUUGAUUCAAAGUUAUUUUGGAUUUUAUUUAUUUGAUAAAAAUCAAGUGUUAACUAUUUUUCUUUUUAACUAAAAUUAAUGUUUACAAAUUAUUUCCAAAAUGAAUAACGAAGAUCAUAAAGUUUUGGCUCACAGGCAACAUGUUAAAUACUUUAUGCGAUUUUUAAAUAUUUUACCCUCAUCAUUAUCAUCUCAUGAUACAACAAGAGUUACUAUAGCAUACUUUUCCGUAUCUGGUCUAGAUGUCUUGGGCUCCAUUUCAUCAAUAUCUAUAGAACUUCAAAGAAGGAUAGUAGAUUGGUUAUAUCAAUUGCAAGUCCAUCCAGACAAGGAUACUGGUGACAUGUCCGCAUGUGGCUUCCAAGGAUCAUCGACGGUGAACAUCGAUUUGAGUUCCGAGAACAAAAUGUACCGUUGCGGUCACCUUGCGAUGACGUACACCGGUCUCUGCGUGCUGUUGGCAUUGGGAGACGAUCUCUCAAGGCUUAAUCGUAAAGCAAUAGUGGAAGGUGUAAAAGCCUUGCAAACAAAGGAAGGUAAUUUCUCAGCAACACUUUCAGGCUGUGAAUCUGAUAUGCGAUUUGUAUAUUGUGCUGCAUGUAUUAGCUAUAUACUCAAUGAUUGGUCUGGCUUCAACAUAAAGAGGGCUACAGAUUAUAUUAUAAAAUCAAUAGGUUAUGAUUAUGGAAUUGCCCAAUGUCCGGAGCUGGAAUCUCACGGAGGAACAACAUUUUGUGCCCUAGCAACACUUAGUUUAACUAAUCAGUUAGACCGACUAAGUGAAGAGCAAAUAGAAGGUCUUAGAAGGUGGUUAUUGAUGCGCCAAAUAGACGGUUUCCAGGGCAGACCGAACAAACCAGUUGACACCUGCUACAGUUUUUGGGUCGGAGCAUCUUUAAAGAUUUUGGACUCCUUGAAUCUCUCUAACUUUUCCAAUAAUAGAAAUUAUGUAUAUGAAACUCAAGAUUGUGUGGUUGGCGGCUUUUCAAAAUGGCCCGACACUUGCACCGACCCAAUGCAUACAUAUCUAGGUUUGGCUGGCUUGAGUCUCAUUGGCGAGAGUGGAUUGUUAGAAAUAGUUCCCACAUUGAAUAUAACGAAACGUGCUCACGAUCAUUUGAAAUCACUACACGAACAAUGGGCGGGCGGAUCAUAGCUAUAAAUAAUUUUAAAUAUACACGAAGUUUGUCCCGGUGUUGCCAUAUCAAAAAAUGUUACAUUAAUUUUGGCGGCGUCGAUUCGCUUUCAAUUAAAAUUUUGCCUGAAGUUGUUGUAUUGCCACCGUUGCUGUUAUAUUUUGCGUGAGUUGUUAGUACUUAAAGAGUUUAGGUAAUUAGGUGCUAAAUCAAUAUGAAUUAAGUGUUAUAUGAUAGAUUUUAUAAUGUGAAACAACGACAUUGUAAUUUUAUUCUAUUUUAAGAAAGCGGGAGUUUCGAGUAGAUAAGAAGGUUUUAAAAUAGAUUUAAUCGUGAUAAUCCAUUUGUGUCAAUUGCAUCGAUCUUAUUUUAAAAAUUUAGCUUAUUCACAAACGAACUCCUGAUUGGAGAGGUUUCCAAUGUUUUUUUUUUCAGUUUUUUUUAUCAUUAUCGUCAAAUUAACUCGCUUUUUAUUUAAAUAGAGUAAAAUUGAUAUGAAUUAUAAAUUAUUCAUUUUUUA
Colias croceus (clouded yellow) is the source of this 1773-nucleotide messenger RNA. It is a transcript of the gene betaggt-I, whose product is annotated as geranylgeranyl transferase type-1 subunit beta. The transcript has 5 exons. The record is from RefSeq and is a predicted model, not a curated record. Bases 218 to 1273 code for a protein of 351 amino acids. Gene Ontology annotation, biological process: protein geranylgeranylation. Gene Ontology annotation, molecular function: CAAX-protein geranylgeranyltransferase activity. Gene Ontology annotation, cellular component: CAAX-protein geranylgeranyltransferase complex. NCBI's taxonomy places the organism in Eukaryota, Metazoa, Arthropoda, Insecta, Lepidoptera, Pieridae.